Messenger RNA from Plasmodium inui San Antonio 1, 282 nucleotides. RefSeq lists its product as hypothetical. The record is from RefSeq and is a predicted model, not a curated record. The transcript has a single exon. NCBI's taxonomy places the organism in Eukaryota, Apicomplexa, Aconoidasida, Haemosporida, Plasmodiidae. The annotation marks the transcript as partial.
CUAAUCAGACAGAGGAUCACAACAAACGGAAAAUCUACGGCCGACUCUCUUAACGACAAUUCUCCGAGACAUAAUCCUAUUGCGACAAAAGAAAUAACCAAAACAAAAACCCCAAAUAAAUUCUCCUCGAAGGCACAAGAAACACCCGCUUAUGAAGACCCAACUCAUCCCCAAAAUCCAGAAUAUUAUAGAAAACCGAAAUUCACAGAACCGACCGGAGGUUCCAAUAAAAAAAAUAUAAAAUCGAGCAGCAGUUGUAGUCAAAAUGCAAUGGGAUUAUGA